Clavispora lusitaniae ATCC 42720 is the source of this 2037-nucleotide messenger RNA. It is a transcript of the gene KAR2, whose product is annotated as Hsp70 family ATPase. Gene Ontology annotation, molecular function: ATP binding; ATP-dependent protein folding chaperone. The record is from RefSeq and is a predicted model, not a curated record. Gene Ontology annotation, cellular component: endoplasmic reticulum lumen; nucleus; cytoplasm. Gene Ontology annotation, biological process: endoplasmic reticulum unfolded protein response. Lineage: Eukaryota; Fungi; Ascomycota; Pichiomycetes; Serinales; Metschnikowiaceae.
AUGUCUAGGUCUCAGAACAAGCUUUGGAUGUCGGGAAUUUCCCUAUUCCUCGUCUUGAUGUGCGUGGUGAUGCCUUUCUUUUCCGCUUCUAGCGGAAUGGCUUUGGCUGCCGCCGACGAAGAUGCUUCUGAAAACUACGGUACCGUCAUUGGUAUCGAUUUGGGUACCACUUACUCUUGCGUGGGUGUCAUGAAGAACGGCAAAGUGGAAAUUUUGGCCAACGACCAAGGUAACAGAAUUACUCCUUCGUACGUGGCUUUUACCGCCGAAGAGAGAUUGAUUGGAGACGCUGCCAAGAACCAGGCGCCUUCCAACGUCAACAACACCAUCUUUGAUAUCAAGAGAUUGAUCGGUUUGGAUUACAACGACAAGGUCGUCCAAAAGGAAAUCAAGCACUUGCCUUACAAAAUUGUCAAGAAGGGUAAUACUCCUGUUGUCCACGUCGAGGUCAACGGAGAGGCCAAGGAAUUCACUCCUGAGGAGAUUUCUGCCAUGAUUUUGGGUAAAAUGAAGACCAUUGCUGAAGAGUACUUGGGCAAGAAGGUCACUCACGCCGUUGUCACUGUUCCAGCUUACUUCAACGAUGCGCAAAGACUUGCCACCAAGAAUGCUGGUACUAUUGCUGGCUUGAACGUGUUGAGAAUUGUCAACGAGCCUACUGCUGCUGCUAUUGCCUACGGUUUGGACAAGACUGAUGGCGAGAAGCAGAUCAUUGUUUACGACUUGGGUGGAGGAACCUUUGAUGUUUCUUUGUUGUCUAUCGAGGGUGGUGUUUUCGAAGUUUUGGCUACCGCUGGUGACACUCACUUGGGUGGUGAGGACUUUGACUUCAAGCUCGUUAGACACUUCACCAAGGUGUUCAAGAAGAAGCACGGUAUUGAUAUUUCCUCCAACCCUAAGGCUAUUGCCAAGUUGAAGAGAGAAGCUGAAAAGGCAAAGAGAACUUUGUCGUCUCAAAUUUCUACAAGAGUUGAGAUCGACUCCUUCGUUGACGGCAUUGACUUCUCUGAACCAAUUUCCAGAGCCAAGUUCGAAGAAUUGAACAUGGACUCUUUCAAGAAGACUUUGGCCCCAGUGGAAAGAGUCUUGUCUGAUGCUGGAGUUAAGAAGAAUGAAAUUGAUGACAUUGUUUUGGUUGGUGGUUCUACCAGAAUUCCAAAGAUUCAAGAGUUGAUUGAGAACUACUUCAACAAGAAACCAUCUAAGGGUAUCCACCCUGAUGAAGCAGUUGCUUACGGUGCUGCUGUCCAAGCAGGUGUUCUUUCCGGUGAAGAGGGUGUCAAUGACAUUGUUUUGUUGGAUGUCAACCCCUUAACUUUGGGUAUUGAGACCACUGGUGGUGUCAUGACUACCUUGAUUAACAGAAACACUGCUAUUCCAACCAAGAAGUCCCAAAUUUUCUCUACUGCGGCCGACAACCAGCCAACUGUGUUGAUCCAGGUCUACGAAGGUGAGAGAGCUUUGGUUAAGGACAACAACUUGUUGGGUAAGUUCGAAUUGACCGGUAUCCCACCAGCUCCAAGAGGUGUCCCACAAAUCGAGGUCACCUUCUCCUUGGAUGCCAAUGGUAUUUUGAAGGUCGAAGCUUUGGACAAGGGUACUGGUAAGGCCGAAUCGAUCACUAUCACAAACGACAAGAAGAGAUUGUCUAAGGAAGAAAUUGACAGAAUGGUAGAGGAAGCUGAGAAGUAUGCUGCUCAAGAUGCCGAGGUCAAGGCCAGAAUUGAAGCUAGAAACUCUCUUGAGAACCUCACCCACAACAUGAAGCAAAAACUCGACGACAACGACGACGAGUACCUUUCCAAGGUCAGUGACGAAGACAGAGAAGCUUUGAGUGACGUAAUUGCCGAAGUUACUGAGUUCUUGGAAGAUAACUACGAUACUGCCACCUCUGAAGAAUUUGAAGAACAAAAACAAAAAUUGAUUGAUAUUUCUUCAAAGAUUUCCGAAAAGGUUUACAGUAAUGUUGGCAACGAUGAAGGGGCUCAAUUCGGUGACGAUGAUUCUGAUGAUGAGUUCGAUCACGAUGAAUUGUAA